Molecule: messenger RNA, 1535 nt
Organism: Ruditapes philippinarum (Manila clam)
Lineage: Eukaryota; Metazoa; Mollusca; Bivalvia; Venerida; Veneridae
Product: neuropeptide receptor 15-like
Exons: 2
Coding region: 110-1276 (388 amino acids)
Biological process (GO): G protein-coupled receptor signaling pathway
Cellular component (GO): plasma membrane
Molecular function (GO): G protein-coupled receptor activity
Source: RefSeq, a predicted model, not a curated record
UGAUUUUAAAUUUUUUUAAGAAGGGUGUUAUGUGUUUUGUUCAUGAUGAUUUGGAAUUAAAAGCAAAAUACACUUUAUUUAUUUAAACAGAACAAGUAGCAAAGAAAACAUGACAUUGAACAAUUCCGAUUUUAAAUCAGUUUUAUCAGGGAUACUGGAAGAUACGAAUGACACUGAUGAGGCGGACAUUACUGCGGUUGUGGCAACAAAACAAAGUACAGUUAUAUAUCUAACACUCCUCUUUUUUAUUAUCGGUGUAAUAGGAAUUAUGGGAAACAUGUUAGUCAUUUUUGCGGUUAUUUGUAGCAAAAAAAUGAGAACAUCUAUGACUAAUUUACUUAUAACAAAUUUAGCUUUCGCAGAUCUCCUGAUAAUGGUACUGGGGAUUCCAGAAAUAUUUCAAUUUAUGAUGAACAAAGGCUGGACUUUUGAUGAUUUGGUGUGCCGUAUAAACCGCUACGUGUUGGUGACGUCAUUAUAUGGAUCGGUGUUGACGUUAAUUUCUUUGUGUGUCGAACGGUACAUUGCAAUUAUACAUCCGAUUAAAGCUCACAUCCUAUGUAAUCGUCGACGCAUUGUUGUUGUACUUGGCUGUAUAUGGCCGUUUGCCUGGCUUGCCGGUCUGCCAACACUUUUCUUCAAUCAAGUAAGGCAGGGACAUCCGACUCAUCCUCAUUCGUCAAUCAAGUACUGCAUGAUUCUCUUUCCGGACAAUCCUGACUUAUACUACAUGUUAUUCAAAAUCACAGAAUCGGUGAUAUUCUAUUUUCUCCCUUUGUCUGUUCAACUAACUUUAUAUGCUUUCGUCAGCAAACACUUGUUUAUUGGUUCGGAUAGGCUACAUCGUACAUACACUGUUAGAGAUAGGAAUGGGACAUCAAUGGAGCGUUAUUCUGAAGCCAUACAAGCUAGAAAAGGAGUCGUAAAAAUGCUAAUGGCCAGCGUCAUUGUAUAUUUUCUUAGUUACUCACCAAAUCAAAUUUUACUAAUUUGGAACACGGUGAGACCAAAAACAUUCCAUGAAAACUGGUCGUUUCUUGUAUUUACCAUGAUCGUCGCUUAUAUCAAUUCAGCAGCCAAUCCAAUUUUGUACAGUAUUUUCAGUCAGAAUUUUAGAGAGUGUUUUCGAGAUAUACUUUGUCGAUGUUGCCCAAAACAACCACAGCGUCGACGUACUUUACGGACCGGAAGUACACCAAGUACAUACAAUACAUAUAGCACAACGUCACGGUACUGGAGACAUACGUCUUUAGCGUCAGCUGUCACAGAUGUGUAAUUUAACCAAAAUUUUAACCUUACAUUUUUCAGACAUUUAGAUCCCUGUUUAAAAUUAAAUACUUUUGUUAUAUUAUUUUUCUGGUCGUUCGGAUACCACUUAAACUCACGAGCAGAGUCAAUCAAACCUCAGCAAUUUUCGUCUAAUUUUGUUGCUUUCUUUUCUAUUUUCUUUUUUUUUCUUCUUUUUUUUCUUUUGCGAGAAAUCACCCCUUUUCCAGAUAAAGAAUGAUUUUUGUUGGUUAAUAAUGAAAUGAAUA